Molecule: messenger RNA, 1386 nt
Organism: Aspergillus alliaceus
Lineage: Eukaryota; Fungi; Ascomycota; Eurotiomycetes; Eurotiales; Aspergillaceae
Product: PLC-like phosphodiesterase
Exons: 3
Coding region: 1-1386 (461 amino acids)
Biological process (GO): lipid metabolic process
Molecular function (GO): phosphoric diester hydrolase activity
Source: RefSeq, a predicted model, not a curated record
AUGCGGGUGAUGAUCCGGUUACUACCGCUAUUGGCGGCACUCCCGACCUGGGCUGCAGACGACACUACUUCAUCGGGAGACAAGACUACGACUUCGGUGACGGGAAAGGGCAUGUUGACGCUGGAUGGGACUAUCACCGGGACAAUCAGUGAUGCCGCAACGCCGACCGGCUCCUAUCAAUCCAUCACAUCCACGGUCACUCUAGGGAAUGGUCAUGGGAGUGUGGCCGGCUCGCAUACCGUCACAGGCUCCGACGCAACCGUGACAACGCCUUCGAAUAGCACAGAUACGAAAACAUCCACCUCCAAUUCUCUGACCGUGCUGGCCGGCAGCCAGACACAUCUGAUCAACGGCACCGCCAAUGCCACUAUGACGGCGUCGGCGUCGGCCUCCUCGUCCCCAGUGAUCAAUACGCAACCCUGCAAUGGAUAUCCUGAAUUCUGUGCGCGGAAUUAUUCGAACAUCACUGUGGUUGCUGCCCAUAACAGUCCUUUCGUUAAACCGGGCAGUGUCGCCGCGAACCAGGCGUUGUUGGUGGAAACUCAACUGAACGAUGGGAUUCGGAUGUUGCAAUUCCAGACUCAUCUGGUCAACAACACCCUGUACCUGUGCCACAGUAACUGCGAGCUCCUCAAUGUCGGGACCCUCGAGGCCUACCUGACGACGGUGGCCAAGUGGAUGAAGGCACACCCAUAUGAUGUGGUCACCAUUCUGAUGGGCAACUCGGACUACGUGGAUCCCGGGAAUUUCACCGCACCCGUCCAGAACUCGGGUUUGAUGGAUUUGGUGUAUACCCCCUCCAAGAUCCCCAUGGCCUUGGAUGACUGGCCAACCCUGUCCACCAUGAUCAUGUCCGGCAAGCGUGCAGUCAUGUUCCUAGACUACCAGGCCAACCAGACGGCAUACCCGUGGCUUAUGGAUGAGUUCUCCCAGAUGUGGGAGACGCCCUUCUCCCCGACAGACCGAGCCUUUCCUUGUACGGUCCAGCGCCCACCGGAUCUGGCCGAGCCCGAUGCCAAGAACCGGAUGUAUAUGGCGAAUCAUAACCUCAACCUCCAGAUGAACGUGCUCAAUCUCAACCUGCUCAUCCCGAAUACGGCUCUCUUGAACGAGACGAACGCCGUGGAGGGGUACGGAAGUCUGGGAUGGAUGGCAGGCAAUUGUACUGAACAGUGGAACCGUCCACCAAACUUCCUCUUGGUCGACUACUACAACUACGGCCCACAAAAUGGCUCGGUCUUCGAGGUUGCGGCGAAGAUGAACAACGUGACAUGGAACGGCAAAUGCUGCGGCGUGACAAGCGCGGGCCUGAGCCUGACGCCGCAGAGCGUCAUGGCAACGGCUCUCAUGAUUGGAGGAAUCCAAUUCCUCGUCUCCAUGUUUUGA